Molecule: messenger RNA, 3871 nt
Organism: Polyodon spathula (Mississippi paddlefish)
Lineage: Eukaryota; Metazoa; Chordata; Actinopteri; Acipenseriformes; Polyodontidae
Product: formin-binding protein 1-like
Exons: 11
Coding region: 1243-2622 (459 amino acids)
Biological process (GO): signal transduction
Molecular function (GO): protein binding
Source: RefSeq, a predicted model, not a curated record
CAUUCCAGGGUACAACUAUAAGAAAGUCCAGAUGAUGAACAUUUCGGCUAGCAGUGCCUUCAUCAGCAUACAGAUUUAUUAAUAUUUAAUUAAUACACUGAAGAGGGUACUAACCAAAAUGUUUUUCUACUUGACUUCGUUUUAUCUUCUGUUGUUGUGUUUUGAAGUUAUGGAGGGAUCAGUGGCCUGGUAAAACCACCAUGAUGCUAAAGUAUUGUCUGGUUUAAUUUAUUUUUUGGAGAGGGCACUCUUGAAAUACCAGCACAUGAUUUACACAGAGAGUAAGAACAGUAAUGUUUUAUAUAUUUAGGUCUUCUCUGUACUAAAUCUCUUCUAAUGGUGUUAUACAAAAUGUACAGGCGAUGGAGUGAUUUGCUUCUGUGGUAUGAUGUUUAUGUUCAGCUGCAAGUUAUUUAAAACAAUUUUGUAUUAUGUAAUUCUUACGUAAGUCAACACUACAGAAACAGUUUGUACUUUAGAGAAACAAUCCUUUAAAAAAUACAUUUGCAGCUCUACCCAUUCAAUUCCAUUGCUAAAUAAAUAAAAAAAAUAAAGUGCAAUUGGCAGGAAAUGUAAUUUGCAUCCACUGGAACAGAAAAUAAACUCAAUCUAAAGAAGGUUAACUGUGAUGAAUUAUACCCACACAAAGUUUCUGUUUUAAUAGUUAAAUGUAUACUGAAGGUACAACAUUAUGAAUCUACCAGUUGUCCAUCUUUGGUCCAAUCAUCUCAAAAAUCUAAUCGGAACACCUUUUUUAUAUGAAGGAUUAUCACUCUGUAAAAUGUAAAAUAAAUUCUUUCAGGCAUUUAGGAGCAACCAUGGUAUUGAAAAAAGAUGGUUGCCAUACACUCAUUGGAUAUGAGCUCAAAGUCAAGGCCAUUCAACAGGUUCAGCAGUGAUGGUUGUUUAAACCUUCCUAGUUUUAAGUCAAUACAACAACUAGUCCCUGGGUUCCAGAGAUUGCUCUUGGGACUGCUCCCUGUGAAAACUUCUUGUAUUGGUUAUUGCUGUCCUAUUUCUGUCCUUUUAGCAGCUGACCACUUACUGAACUGCUGCAUGUGAGUUUGUAGUGCUGUCCCCUACUGUAUGUCACACAUGUAAUAAUGACACCCCACAGUUAUCUCAUGCCACUGUGUAACGCCUGCUGCUUCCCUCUGCAGGUUUACCACGUGUCUGUCUUUCUAUACAAUCCUCAACGAGCUCAACGACUAUGCAGGGCAGCGGGAGGUGGUGGCGGAGGAGAUGGGGCGCCGAGUGUAUGGGGAGCUCAUGCGCUACACUCAUGAGCUCAAGUCAGAAAGGAAAGUCCAUCUUCAGGAGGGAAGGAAAGCCCAACAGUAUCUCGAUCAGUGCUGGAAACAGAUGGAUAAUAGUAAGAAAAAGUUUGAAAGAGAGUGCCGAGAAACCGAAAAGGCACAGUUAGGCUAUGAAAAAAUAGACAAUGACCCCAAUGCAACCAAAGCUGAUGUGGAGAAGGCUAAGGCGCAGCUACACCUACGAACACAUAUGGCUGACGAGAGUAAAAAUGAGUACGCGGCCCAACUGCAGAACUUUAACGGGGAGCAACACAAACAUUUUUAUUCCGCGAUUCCAAUAAUAUUUAAGAAUUUACAGGACAUGGAUGAAAGGAGGACCUUGAAGCUGAGUGAGAGUUACAAAGGUUUUGCAGAUGUGGAGCGCAAAGUUAUUCCCAUCAUUUCAAAGUGUCUGGAAGGGAUGGUGGUUGCAGCAAAAUCAGUGGAUGAAAGAAGAGAUUCCCAGAUUGUGGUAGAAUCCUUUAAAUCUGGGUUUGAACCUCCAGUAGACUUCCCGUUCGAGGACUUCAGUCAGAAUAUCUACAGGACUGUUUCUGAAGGGACCAUAAGCACACCCAAGACAGACUCCACCAAGGCCGACCCCAAACACACCGUUGGGAAAGCCAAGGGCAAGCUGUGGCUGUUUGGAAAGAAACCGAAGGGUCCAGCGGUAGAAGAUUUUAGCCACCUGCCUCCUGAGCAGCGACGCAAGAAGCUUCAGCAGAGGAUUGAUGAGCUCAGCAGAGAACUGCAGAAAGAAGUGGACCAGAGAGAUGCACUGAACAAAAUGAAAGACGUCUAUGAAAAGAAUCCACAGAUGGGUGACCCAGGAAGUUUGCAACCCAAAAUCGCAGAGACGAUGAACAACAUGGAACGUCUCCGCAUGGAGAUCCAGAAGAACGAGGCAUGGCUCACUGAAGUUGAAGGAAAACCAGGAGUUAGAGGUGACCGGCGACCCAGUGCAGACGUUAAUCACCAUCACCACACUCCACAUGGAAGAGAGAGUCCUGAAGGCAGCUACAAUGAGGAUGCUCCCCAAGAGAACAGGGGACCCCCUCAGCCGGACCCUCAUGAGUUUGAUGACGAAUUUGAUGACGAUGACCCACUGCCUGCAGUUGGACACUGCAAAGCACUCUAUUCAUUUGAUGGUCAGAACGAAGGCACUCUGGCUAUGGUCGAAGGGGAGGUUAUGUACAUCAUUGAGGAAGACAAAGGAGACGGCUGGACACGAGCCAGAAAGCAGAACGGCGAGGAGGGCUAUGUGCCAACAUCUUAUGUAGAUAUAGCACUUGAGAAAAACAGCAAAGGUGCGGUAACCUACAUAUAAACUCUGCAGACUCCACAGCAUGCUGAAGAGACGCUGAACUAAACGCUUUAACAAAGUGAAAUCCCACAGUUUUCGGUGUUCAUGAACCUUAUUUUCUUCUACACCAUGUGAGCUCCGUAGGGUAUUUAAAAAAAAAAAAAAAAAAAAAAAAAAGUCUCAUAGAAGUGCUCCUGUAAAGAAAUGUCAUAGCAGGAAACUGUUUGUUUGAAGUGUUGAACUCUUGACUUGAUUUCAGUUGCCUUGUAAUGGUUGUGAAUAUGUAUAUAAGGGACCAAGAUAUUUUUAUAUCUUUUAACAAUAAGAAGAAAAAAAAAACAAUUAAUUAUUUAAACCGAUAGGACUUGAUUACACUUGUUUUAAGUAAUGCAGUACAUUUUAAUCGAUUUUGAAUCAUGCAUGGCCACUGUUUUUUAAAAGAUCAAUAACUUCAGUUGUCCUAAGUUACUGGGAUUUGUUUUGGCAUUAAUCAAAUGGUAUUGAUUCUGAUAAAUGGGACGUUGUGUGUGUUUAUAUUUUUUAAUUUGUUUUGCUUUAAACCAGUUCGAUCAUACUUAGUUUGUCAUUCUUUUGUUGGUUUCCUGAUUGUCCUUAAGUGUAAGCUCUUUGUAAAAUUUUAUGACCACAUUUGUCAAUUUAAGAUUAUUUUAUACUGCACUGAUGACAUUAAACAGCUGGUUGCAGAGAUGAUAUCCCAUAAUGCUUCAAACAGUUUUACCUCUAUGUGUUAGUUCAGAAAUGUAUUAUUUAGUGGCAGCGGGUCCCCUGACACUUCUGGAAAUGGGCUUUCAUGUUUUUUUUAUUGCUUCCUUCGGUGUAGCUGACCCAACAGCUUCUCGUUCUUCUUGGGGGGAAGUAAUUGUGUCUCUUUCUUUCCUCUUGGACUGCAGGUUCCUGAAUGGAUUUGUGGGUUUCUGAAACAGUCAGCGAGACAUUCAAGGAAGGUUACAUGCAGCUGCUUAUCUCUGGGGUGGGGACUUAGGUAUUAGGAGGCCAAGAGGUAUAAAAGCAGGUCGUACGUUUGCAUGCAGGCAUCAAUUUAUCAUUAACACGUAAGCACUGCCGUCAUAGCAUCAUAGUGGCAGCUUUCAUUGAACAUCUUUCCUUUUACUCAGAUGUGUGCAGCACCAAUGGACACUUUUGCGAGGCUGCAAUUUUUAAAGAGAAAGCCGAUCAUUUCAAAAUCUAAAGCUUUCCAAAGAAGUCUUUGACUGUUGCAGUUUGAAAAAGUGCCACUGUUGUGCUGGUCAUU